Messenger RNA from Nematostella vectensis (starlet sea anemone), 4723 nucleotides. RefSeq names its product myelin regulatory factor. Gene Ontology annotation, molecular function: DNA-binding transcription factor activity; sequence-specific DNA binding. The coding region runs from base 500 to 3451 and encodes 983 amino acids. The record is from RefSeq and is a predicted model, not a curated record. The transcript has 27 exons. Gene Ontology annotation, biological process: protein autoprocessing; positive regulation of DNA-templated transcription. Gene Ontology annotation, cellular component: nucleus; endoplasmic reticulum membrane. NCBI's taxonomy places the organism in Eukaryota, Metazoa, Cnidaria, Anthozoa, Actiniaria, Edwardsiidae.
AUGGCGCCGUAGCAGUGUGUUAUCUGAUACUGUGAAGCGGACUUGUCGCCUAACCGCCCGCAGCGAGUUACUAGAUCAGAUCAUUCUAUCAAAAGCGGGUCCCUUUUUCUCGUUUCAAAAGAUUUGACAAUGUGAUGUGUAGUGAGGACGUGAAAGCGUAAAGCAACAAGUGUUUUGACCCGAUCUCCUCACAAUCAACAGGCAAAUCUCACUCAAGGUCUCUCGCUCUGGUACUCGCUUGUGGAUCCGGUGACAAAUUUUCGUGUCACGUGUGUAACACAAAUAGCAACUUCCGUCAAUCAAAACACGGUCAAACGAUACUGCAGUUUAGUCGCAGUUCGUUCAAAAUUACGAAACAACUCGGCCUGAGUUCAACGCAACAUUUUUCCAUUUCCUGUGCUUCUAGGCCUGCGAAAAUGCACCGACGGUGAGAAGCGAGUUGUUUGAUGGAAUCUGCGUGGCCGAGUUGAGCGUAAUCACCAAAAAUCGGGCUUUCGCGAUGGAUAUCACAGACGAACAGUUAGGCUUUCAGCGUAACAGCGGCUCGGGGGGUCUUGAGAAUGACAACUUGACGGAGUUUAGUUUGGAUGAGAUAUUUUUCAACGACAACCAAAUCGAUAAUGGGUAUCUCGAGGAAAAUGGAAACGUCAAUUUUGGGUUCUCAGCUGCUGAUCAGCAGCACUUCUCAUCCGCGCAUGCUCAAGUCAAUCAGCCGGAGGUCAUGUUUUGCUCUGGUCAAAGAUUGUUGAGCGAUGAAUUGGGACAUUGUUCUAGACCACCAAUUGAUAUCCCGAGAUGUCUUCAUUCAAAACAUCAACCGCUGCCCUUGACACCGCCGUACAGUGACUGCGGAGACUCGCCCAUGGAAGAACAUAUUCUUUGUCGAAGCUCAUCGUCUGUCGCCACGAUAGACCAGGCAGAGUUGGCCAAAUUGUCCGGUAGAGAUGGCCAGUAUGCUUGUAAUGGUACCGCCAACAGCGUGCUCUUCCUCCCUAAUACAUGUAAAGCAGAGCCUUGUCGAAAGAGGAGGCGAACCGUGGAUUCUGACAGUGUGAUCACAAACCCAUCAGUACUUGGCUUGGCGACAAUCAAGACAGAACCAGGUCUCGAUGAUUUAUGUGAAGACUCAGACAGCAUGGACAGUAGCGAGACCCUGGCAUCCGCUGACAUGGACACGUCCUACCAGUGUCUCAAGUGGAAGCCCUUCAAACAAGGCCAGUGGUCCGACUUGUACGACGAGAACAACAGCCUACUACCGCCGCCUGAUUUCCGUGUGGAUGCAGACAAAGGGUUCAACUUCUCAUUCGCCGACGAUGCUUUCGUUUGUCAAAAGAAGAACCAUUUCCAGAUCACAGUGAGUCUCAAGACUGCCACGACUCCCGCGUUUAUAAAAGUCAAGGAUGUCUGUAAAAGCGUCGAUAGAUUCAAGUUACACUUAUUUGGGAUCAAGAUGGAGUCGCAAGGGUCUUCCAUCAAGAUCGAGCAGUCUCAAGCGGACCGAAGCAAACGGCCCUACGACCCUCCCGUUUUGCCUCUCACCUCAAAAGACGAGACCAAACUGACCGUGGGAAGACUGCACUUUAGCGAAACCACAUCCAAUAACAUGAGAAAGAAGGGCAAACCCAACCCUGAUCAGAGAUACUUCAACCUGGUGGUGGCGAUCUACGCGUAUGUUAAACACGAAAGCUUCCUGAUUUGCGGAAGUGCCUCAGAAAGAAUCAUUGUGCGGGCAUCAAACCCGGGCCAGUUUGAAAAUGACGUAGAAGUUGUUUGGUCUCGUGGUUUUACAGCCGAUUCCGUUUUCCGCAUGGGACGUGUCGGGAUUAACACGGACCGUCCGGACGAAUCGUUGUCCGUACAUGGAAAUAUGAAGCUGACCGGACACAUGGUGCACCCGUCCGACAUCCGGGUCAAAGAGAACAUCAUAGAGAUUGACACUAGAGAGCAGCUACGUAACGUGUCCCGGAUGAAGCUCUAUCGGUACAGUUACAGCCAAGACUACCUCGAGGUGGCCGGACUCAACACCGAUCCGGACACCGGCGUGCUAGCCCAAGAGGUCAAGGAAGUCCUUCCGGACGCUGUCCGGGAAUCGGAGGAUCUCGUGCUUGCUGAUGGCAAAACCAUCGAAAAGCUAUUAGUCGUCAACAAGGAGCGAAUUUUCAUGGAGAAUGUCGGAGCUGUCAAAGAGCUUUGUAAGCUGACAGAUAAUCUCGAGACACGCAUAGACGAGUUGGAGCUUGUCAGUAAAAAACUACAGACACGGCGGCGCGCUGAUACUACUUCAAGUUGCUACACCGUCAGCUCACUCAGUCGAACCUCGUCGAUUUGCAGUAAGAAAAGCACAUCAAAUAUCUCUACGGAUGGAGAGCGAAGGCCGCCACACACCCCCCGUCACCACUGCCAACACAAGCACCACACCCAUAACUGCCACCAACAGAAACAACCUCAAGACGUCAGGAUUCCUGUUGCGGGAGCGGACGAGCAGACCUGGUGCUCACCACGCUUCAUGCAAUUCCUUAUCGUCAUCCUCGUGCUUGUCAUGUGUCUUAGUGUGGCUGCCAUGGCAACGCUUUACGCCAUGCAGGACAAAGACCGUGACAGCUCUCCAAGGAACUCUUUCGCCGAGUAUGAAAAACCUUUGCCAACCUUACCACUAUCCCCCACUAAUACUACCACAGGAAGACCAAGACUCUCGACUGUGCCCCCAGAAGCGAGCACGCCCACAGAUUCAUUUCCGAAAAGCCCUACAAGUGCUACGCGGAAACGUCCUUCCGAAGGAGGGGAUGCCCUGACUGAGGGUCCUUAUGUCCGUCCCGGGACACCGAUGGGUACCGGUUCUCAGACUUCCGCACCACUUGGAAGCGAUCCGUACCUUAGCAAAACUCCAACUUCCUCGAUAAACAGAUGCAAGUGCUGCGGACACAAGGAGAAAUGCGGCGACGUCCCUAGCAAUGUGUUGACGGGGAAAGCCAUUUAUUAUGACAUGAAUAACAUUCCCCAGCCGCAAGGGACAAAGUCUUCGACGCCAGAGUUCGAUUUCAGGAUAAUAGACAAAGACUUUGAUCUUAGUUGCGACGAUUGUUGCUCGAGAAACUCGUCUUUCUAUGUACCAUAUAGCGCAGCAAUCCCGUUCCAGCCAAUCACAAUAGAGCUUAAUUCAACGUUUAGCACUAAGAUGUUACUGUGUUCAACAUCGACAUCAGAGGGAUGUCCCGAGCCUAGCGCGCAGCCAACCCAAAGCACAGCUAUUGCACAGGACAUCUGGUCCACUAGUCACAGAUGGCAACUGUCUAGUGCGUACUAUUUCUGGAGCUCGUAUCAUUUCAGGAUUAUCCUGCCAUCGUCCAAUACAUCACAGCCGUCCGUUCAGCAAGAAGCUGACUGUUUUACCAAGACAAGCGACGGCAGCUUCCACGACUACUACCUUUACUUUAUACGUAUUUGCGUCUAAGGAUCAUGUGUGUUAUUGUGUUACUGUGCGACGCGCGCUACCGUGGCCAUCUUAAUAUUUUUUUUUAAGUGAAAAACGUACAUUCUGAUUGAAAUGAUUUCCACCAGCAAAUCGGCUUUUUAGAAAGACCUCAAUGCGAACCUAAACAUGACAGAAGCUUCGUAGUUCUGAAUUUGUGUAGUUCUUUCAAAACUUUGAUACUUUAGUGGCCACGGUAGCGCGCGUAACGCAUUCAUAGCUGCUGUCAUUGUAAAUUAGGUCUUACAAAAGAUAUAGAGUUCUAGGUAUAAAGAGUUUUUAAGUUUCCAUGAUUCAUUUACACGUUUUGAAUCAGAAUAGAUUAGCCGAAUCAGAGAAACUUGCCUUAAUAUAUUCGUAUGAUCAUUGAUUCAGGGCCAUUCUGCAAAACCGGGCGCCUUGCGGUGAGAACGACCGCAAAGUACGCUGGGUCUACCAGAAUGUUUUUUAGCGUAGAUUUCAUACUUUAUUAUGACCGAUCACAAGGACAACUUGUUUCAUUCUUGUGUACAAUAGUUGUACAUCUUUUAUAGGAAUGUCAAAAUAUAGUGCAACCGAAGCCGUUUGGAUAGGAUUUUCUGAAUUCAAUAGUGUGUCUGGUGUGUUAAGUGUGACUCCCUAUGUGUUUCAAUGCACGUGAUACCAUAGCAACCAUAUAUCCGUUACCAUGGUUAUUAUGUAGUCCUAUAAUUUUAAAAGUUUGUGGGCUAGUGAGAAAUGGCCAUGUUUUCGACGAGUCUUUUUAUAGGAAGAUUAUUCUUUAGUUACUUCACCUGUGUAUUUAUUCAAAACUGUAGGCACCAACAUUUCAUAACAUUUCAGUGCAACCGGUCACAAAUUUUUUUAGGUCCCGCACAUUGUUCGUGUCAUGUCAUAGACAGAAAUCUGUCUUCGUCUGACAAGAUAUAGUCGAAUUGUGGUCAUGUACUCUCUCCUAGUGUUGAGUGCCUAUGUGAUGUUUACGAACAAAUUGACACUCAUAGUACUCGUGUAGUGUUCAGGCUUACAGUAUAGACAAAACGUAUAUAGUUUCAUACAUUUUUCAUAUGUUAUUUUCAAAUAGGUAAUUUUAUCAACAAUUUAUAUAGAAAUCAAAUUAAUUGAUUGUAAAUUUGAAAUGAACAUGAUGCGCCGCGAUUUGCAUCAUGGGUGUGCUAUCUGUAUAACAUGUACAUACUAGGAAACUUUAAAAAAAAAUGUAAAUCAAGAGAUUCAAUGCUACCAUGACAAAAUAAAUGAUUAGCUUUUGCUAAA